Molecule: messenger RNA, 6774 nt
Organism: Gopherus flavomarginatus (Mexican gopher tortoise)
Lineage: Eukaryota; Metazoa; Chordata; Testudines; Testudinidae
Gene: MAPK8
Product: mitogen-activated protein kinase 8
Exons: 12
Coding region: 116-1399 (427 amino acids)
Biological process (GO): protein phosphorylation; JNK cascade
Cellular component (GO): cytoplasm; nucleus
Molecular function (GO): ATP binding; JUN kinase activity
Source: RefSeq, a predicted model, not a curated record
GCUCGGCUCGGCCCGGCCCCGGCUCGUUACUCAGCGGCCGCGGGUGAAGCAGGAGGCGGAGGCGGCGGUGAGGUUGAGAGAAUUUUGGAUGAAGCUAUCUGACUAGAUUGUCGUCAUGAGCAGAAGCAAGCGUGACAGCAAUUUCUACAGUGUAGAGAUUGGAGAUUCUACUUUCACUGUACUGAAACGAUACCAGAAUUUAAAACCUAUAGGAUCAGGGGCACAAGGAAUAGUAUGUGCAGCCUAUGAUGCCAUCCUGGAACGAAAUGUUGCGAUCAAGAAGCUAAGCCGGCCAUUUCAGAAUCAAACCCAUGCUAAACGAGCCUACAGAGAGCUUGUUCUCAUGAAGUGUGUAAAUCACAAAAAUAUAAUUGGCCUACUGAAUGUGUUCACACCACAGAAAUCCCUGGAAGAAUUUCAAGAUGUUUACAUAGUGAUGGAGCUCAUGGAUGCAAAUCUCUGCCAAGUGAUUCAGAUGGAGCUAGACCAUGAACGAAUGUCGUACCUUCUUUAUCAGAUGCUGUGUGGUAUCAAGCAUCUUCACUCUGCUGGAAUUAUACAUAGGGAUUUAAAGCCCAGUAAUAUAGUAGUAAAAUCAGACUGCACUUUGAAGAUUCUUGACUUUGGACUGGCCAGAACUGCAGGAACUAGUUUUAUGAUGACGCCUUAUGUAGUGACUCGUUACUACAGAGCACCAGAGGUCAUCCUAGGGAUGGGAUACAAAGAAAACGUGGAUUUAUGGUCUGUGGGGUGCAUUAUGGGCGAAAUGGUUUGCCACAAAAUCCUCUUUCCAGGAAGGGACUAUAUUGAUCAAUGGAAUAAAGUUAUUGAGCAGCUAGGAACACCAUGCCCUGAAUUCAUGAAGAAAUUGCAGCCAACAGUGCGGACUUAUGUGGAGAACAGACCUAAAUAUGCUGGAUAUAGUUUUGAGAAACUCUUCCCAGAUGUACUUUUCCCAGCUGAUUCUGAGCACAACAAACUUAAAGCCAGUCAAGCAAGGGACUUGUUAUCAAAAAUGCUGGUGAUAGAUGCUUCUAAAAGAAUCUCUGUGGAUGAGGCUCUGCAGCACCCAUACAUCAAUGUCUGGUAUGAUCCAUCUGAAGCAGAAGCACCUCCACCAAAGAUACCAGACAAGCAGUUGGAUGAAAGAGAGCACACAAUAGAAGAAUGGAAAGAGUUGAUAUACAAGGAGGUCAUGGACCUGGAGGAAAGGACCAAGAACGGGGUUAUACGUGGACAGCCAGCCCCUUUAGGUGCAGCAAUGAUCAAUGGUUCUCAACAUCCAUCUUCAUCAUCAUCUGUCAAUGAUGUAUCUUCAAUGUCAACAGAUCCAACAUUGGCCUCUGAUACUGACAGCAGUCUGGAAACAUCUGCUGGACCUCUGGGUUGCUGUAGAUGACUACUUGGUCUUUUAGGGGGGAGGGAAGGGGAGUCCUCUAGUCAUUGAUAGGGCACCUUUAAGAAAAUCAGUGGUAUUAUUUUUGAGUGUUUUUUCAAAAAUAAUUGUAGGAUUCAUUUUAAAGUGCUGUAAUUUUAAACUGUAAGUUGUGUUAAAAGCAGCCACAAAAAAUGCAUUUUUUUUGCUGUAAUUAACUCUGUAAAAUAUUAAACCUGAUAAUUGUAUCAUGGUUUUAAAAAAUCUGCAUAUUUGCUUUACUAUUAUGCUGCUGAUCUUUUUUUACUGAAUUUGUAAGAUUUGUUUGAUCAAAGCACAUAUUAAUGUUGUCUCUACCGUAUCAUGUAUUAUUUAAGAUUUUAUAGGUUUUUCAAUUUUUUUUAUUAGAAUUUUUUCCAACUGUUUUGUUCAUGAUUAUCCUUCAAAGUUAUAUGCUUGGUCACUUGUCUUACCCAUGUGCAAGAGAAAAUAAUACAUUGUAGCCUGUUAUAGCUUUGAGUGUAGCUACUGGAGUGGUAGCAGUGAACACAGAAUCCUUUAAUUCUGUCUUCUUGCCUAUAACAAUUGAAUAAAAGCAGCAGUUAGUGAGUUUCAUUAGGAAAACUGUUUAUGACCCUUGGCAAAGUUACCUCAUCUGAGAGGCAAUAUAAAUAUAAAGCAAAGCAUAUCUUUAUAGCUGCAGAAGUAUCCAGCCUGCCAAAAGGAGAUGGUGGCAGAACUGUGGCAUGCUGAAGCUUAUGAUCUCAAGGAGGAUACUUCAUGAAUAAUACAUUGCAAUGCAAAUAAAUUGUUUACUUCUACUAGCUAUUAGGCUGUUUUUGUACACACAAAACAAGGUAUACCCAGGAUAUCUAGAUUGCCAACAGGGAAAUCUAUAGCUGUAGUUCUGCAUACACAUAGCAGGUGGUUCUUUGGCAUUUAAUUUCCUUCUUAUUUUCCGUGUUAGGAUAGAGCAGUUCUAUGUUGGGUGUAUGUAUGGAAAACUCCAGCUUUUUGACCACUCUUUCUUCACCCAAAGUAACUGAUUCCUGUAAACCAAUCACUGGUGGGAGAACCUCAGGUUGUAAGAUUUCUAUAGCUAAUGCAUUGAGAGCAAUAUAUGCCAUGAUAAUGGGGGGAAAUAGCAGUGCUGGAUAAAUAGUUUUUCUCUUUUACUUCACUGUCAGACCAGCAUAGCAGAAAUCUUAAUAAUGGUUCUUUUAAAGCCAUGAAUAUUCAGUAUCUUUAAGCAUUGAAGCCCCAGCUGUCAAUGCUCUUUUUAAAAAAACCAAACAUGUAGGUCAGUUGCUAAGUAGUCAUGUAAAAUGGUGCUGAUCCUUACAGAACUAUGUUAACUGUUUACAUUUUAUAUUUACAGAAUGAUUUGUGUGUAACUGACUGACUUUGUUUAUGAAUGAGUAAAACAAUCAUCCAGAGUUUAUUCCUUUGAAAAGUGCAGAUUUCUCAAGAACCUAAACUAUAUUGAUUGCCUUGUGUAGAUAAAUAUUUUGUGUAGUAAAUUAAAAUGUGAAAAGGGAUUUAAAUUAGUGACACCUACAAAAAUGAACUUUUAAAAGAAAAGCACAGGAGUCUUGCCAGGCACAAAGCCUGAGAGAAUGAAUAGAAAUAGCUAUUGAGAUCAUCCAAGAAUGAAACAUGCUGCUCAAUGUCUGUUCCUUUAGAAUUUGUUGGAUAAAUAGAAUAAAUAUUCUUUUUAAAUUUAUAAUUGGAAGAGGAAAAAUUGCCUUUACCCACUUUCUUCCCCAAUUGUUUUACUGUUUUCAAUAUCUAACAGAAAUUAGACUUUAAAAAAAAAAAAGACGGGGUUGCAAGAAAUGGUAAUGUCUCCAAGAAAGCUGACAGUCAGUUGUUAAAGUGCAAAGUUUUAUUUUUGUUGCCUGGCUAGACCACAGGGAAGUGAUGGUAUGUAGUUUUGCUGUUCUCACUUAUAUCAGAUAUUUCAGUAGUGAGCUUUAAAACACACACUUAAGGCAAUUAUUUGUACUGUAUGUUACCUAAAAGCUGAUAGGCCACACGAUGGGGAUUGGAGCAUAGCAUACUUCUUCUUGUUGUAUUUGGACCAACAGGGCAGUUUAUUUUGUCUAUUGAAUUUUAAAGGUGACAUAAAGCCAACCGUAUUUAGUCCUAUAUUACAGGAGAACAUCAUUAUAUAGACCUAGAUUAUGUGCUGGUACACUGGUGUAUACAUCCAGAGUAACUCAGUUACAAGCAAUGAAAUUACUCCUGGUUUACGUUAGUGUAACAGAGCAGAAUUUGGCCCCAGUCAUUCUUGUUUUAGCUAAAUUCGGGAAUGGUCGUCGUCUCUGGUAUGCGUGCACCCAUCUUAGAGUCCAGUUCACUUAAUUGCUCUUAUUUAAGUGCUCUUAAAUGAGUUUUAGUAAGACAUUUUAUUGGCUCCUCCUCCCCUCUUGUCUUCGAUUUCUCUAGUGCCACCCACAGUAGGUACUGAAAGUGAAGAGACCAUUCAGAGAGCAAGAGACCACUUCAGUCAGAAUGGAGCAUACCAGCACCCAUAGUCCUCCUGGGUCCCACCUUUCUAAUAAGUAUUCAGAUUAUUGUGGUCUGUAUUUUAUGCAAAUUAGGUGCCCAUUGCAGGCUCCUGGCAAAUUUCCAGUGAAGCCUGCUCAGCCAGGAAAAGUUAGAGCUCUGCAGUUUUAAACCAUUGCAACAGUUUGCUAGUCUGAAUUCUCUUUUUAGUCAGCGAAAUUCAUUUUAUAUUUCAGGGACAAUUGCGUACGGAUGCAAACAGUAAGCAGGUGGCUAGCUAGAAUUGUCCUGUCCGUUGCUGUUCUCACAUUAUGUAGGUAGAUGUCUAAUAUCCAAUACAUGUUAUACUUUCUGAUGUGCUAAGUAUCAUUGAACUUGGUUUAUUAUUUUGAUAAAUAGUUCCAUAAUGUUUCCAUUGCAACAGUCCUUGCUAAAAGAUACACAGCUUUUCCACCUCUAGGAUUCCAGCUGCAGUCUAGCCCAGACUAGUAGGCCUGGUCUACAGUGGGGGGGGAGCGGGAGAUCUAUCUAAGAUACGCAAUUUCAGCUAUGAGAACAGCGUAGCUGAAGUCGACAUAUCUUAGAUCAACUUACCUUCCAUCCUCACAGCGCGGGAUCGACUGCCACGGCUCCCCCAUUGACUCCUCUUCUGCCUCUUUCCCUGGUAGAGUUCCGGAGUCGACGGCAGAGCGUUCGGGGAUUGAUUUAUCGCGUCUAGACAAGACGCGAUAAAUCGACCCCUGAUGGAUCAGUUGCCACCCACUGAUCCGGCGGGUAGUAUGGACGUACCGCAGUGAAUGAAAGUGACCCACAUCUAAUGUCCUAUGUAAACUGAGGUGGACGCCGCCCACUAAGAACUGUAGAAUUCUCUCACUUUCUGACUAGUUGCAACAAGUCCUAGGACUGAACAGACAACUAGAAGUGGGUCCUUCCAGGUCAGUAUUAAACACUGGUGGGAGAAGUUUGUACUGCCUUUGCCUUUGCUCCUACCCGUUUUGUGUGUUGAGGACUUCACUCAAUGCAACACAAGGAGCCAGACUGUCUUUAUCUUUCUCAUCUUAUAUAAACUUCUGUGUGUUUAAGUCAGCUGAAGUCCAUUUAAAUCACACAGCAAUACUGAUUGGUUCAAUAACCCUAUAUGCUUGGUUAGGCUCAGUCUCCACCAAUUAACUAAUUCAGGUAAAUGGCCCAAUUUUUUGACCCAGGGUAACUUUUUCAGCUUGGGGAUCUAAAUUAGAAGAGAGUUGCUGUAUAUGGGAUAGCAGCUUUCAUGGUAUAAAUCCCCACAAAACAAAAGAAUAGCUGUACAGAUUAUCUAUGAAAUGCCAAGGAAUUUGUUUAGGAUAGAGCAAACCUUGAUUUUACAGGUUAUGGUGACAGUGCCCUCUACUGGUAUACUACAUAAGUAAGUAGAACAAUGAAGUUAGAUGUGUAAUAGAUUUGUAAUAGCAGCAUUGGCCCCCAGAUGAACACAUUCCAAGUUAGACUGCAAGAUCUAAGCACCUGACGGGUCAGGCUCUAGUCUACACAUGACUCUGCUGGUCCCACACUAAACAUACAAUGCACACAUGACAAACUUAGAUACACUGCUGUAAACCAUCAAAAAUACUAGCAAUACACAUGAGCAGUUCCUUACACACCAUAUUUCAGACACUGUCAACUCAGAACAUUUGGGAGGAAGAGAACAUUCCAGUUUGUGUCUGGUUUUCAUGACUUGAGUCACUGAAGUAGUAGUCCAGGAUGGGCUGCCAAUAUCUGAGUAUUUUUCUAACCUGCUUUAUAGCGGUUUCUUUUAUUGUGUUAGCAUUUUGUAUGUUCCCGUUAAUGUUUCAGUUGACCUACUUUUCCCUGCGUAGUUAUAGUAAGUUGGAAGACUGGAGAAUGGAGAUGAAUUAGAGGUCAUCUGCAUUCUUCAAUAAGGCUUGAGAGGUUCUGAAUGGAGGAAUAUGCUGUAUUUGUAACUCUUCAAACUUUCCAGCUCACUUAAUUGCUCUGAUUUAAGUGCUCUUAAAUGAGUCUCAGUAAGACAUUUUCUUGGCUUCUUCCCAUCUUAUAUUUCUCUGCAUUACAGAAAUUUUCUUUGACAAAAGUUAACUUCACAUAUUUCCACUCCCACUGCUAAAAAGUGAAACGAGUUUAUUAUUGAACUACCUCGCACAAAUUUUCUCUGCUUCCUCGAGUAAAUAGAGCUACCCUUCUCUAUUGGAGCUACCCUGAAUGUGAAAUAGAAAGUACAUUUCCCUUUUUCAAAAGCCCAACCUAUCGGCCAAUGUUGAGACAAUAUCAGUAAGUAUGUAUCAUGUAUACUUCCCGUACAAUGUUCAUGUGUAAUAUAUAGCUCACGUACAAUAAUGUACAUCCAGAAAAUUGUGUUAGAUGUAAAUUGGUGAAUUUAUUACUGUAGUCUGUUUUUUGUAGGUAAAAAUAACUUACUAGUAAUAUCAGUCCAUCCUUUACAUUUUACAAAAGGAAUAAUUCUUGGUAAGCUUUGCAUACAGAUGAAUUACUUUUGUAGGCCCAAUAUCUAGUCUAUUUUUGAGAGUUCUUAAACUUUUAACUUACUACUAAAGUUGAGCAAAACUGGCUGAAUUCUCGUGAUCACUCCUCCUGCCCCCCUGAAGUGCAUUCUGUCCUGGGAAGUGUGGAGGGGAAGGACGCACCUUUUAAAUAUGGAAAAAUUACAGUUAGUUUUCUUUCCCACUUGCCACCCUCCCCUCCCCUAUUCCUUUCUACCCCUUCCCAAUAAGCCAUUGUAGGGAAAUACUGAGAUCAUUGUGGUUUUUAUCAUCCAUGCCAUUGGUCUUUACACGUGCACCACUGGAAUGUAUACAUUGUUAUCUAGUAUGUCAGUUGGUUAUAAUGAUAUUUUAAAUAAAAAAGGAUAAAAGUUG